Helianthus annuus (common sunflower) is the source of this 531-nucleotide messenger RNA. RefSeq names its product light-regulated protein, chloroplastic. The record is from RefSeq and is a predicted model, not a curated record. The transcript has 3 exons. The coding region runs from base 34 to 441 and encodes 135 amino acids. NCBI's taxonomy places the organism in Eukaryota, Viridiplantae, Streptophyta, Magnoliopsida, Asterales, Asteraceae. Gene Ontology annotation, cellular component: chloroplast.
UUAAAAAAAAACCCAUCAACAAUCAAACAGAAAAUGCAGACUUCGAUCUACUUGCCUUGUUCAUCAGUACCUUUCCUCUCUACCAAAUUAACCUCAACUUUCUUAUUUCCUGCUAAACACCGUAUUAAAACAUCAUCAUCAUCAACUUCUUCUUCUUAUUCUAUCGCCAUCAAAGCAGCUGAAGUGGAUUACAGCUCCAUGAAGUCCUCUGUUUUCCCGGCAGAAGCAUGCGAGAUUUUGGGUGGCGUGGCUUGUGAUGUUGAAAUGUUCCCCGAGACCAAACCAAAAGAAGCUAACACCGCCUCCUCCAAGCACAAGGUUACUACUACUGACAGAGAGUAUCUCCAGUACGACAGUCCCAAAACGGUGUUUAUUGCAGAGGCCUGCGAUGAUCUUGGAGGAGAAUUCUGUGAACCAGCCUACCAGUACCAGAGUGAUUGAUGAUGGGAUGGGGUUAAUUAACAUCUUGGUUUCAACCAUACUUCAUGUAUAUUAAUUACCAACUCUUAAUAUUAUUAAUCCUUUACAUCC